Molecule: messenger RNA, 900 nt
Organism: Trichomonas vaginalis G3
Lineage: Eukaryota; Parabasalia; Trichomonadida; Trichomonadidae
Product: SLEI family protein family
Exons: 1
Coding region: 1-900 (299 amino acids)
Source: RefSeq, a predicted model, not a curated record
AUGUUAUCGGUUCUUACGCUUCCUCUCUUCAUCAAGAUGCUUCCUCACUCCAUCAUGCAUCCAUCAUGCAGCUUCCUCUCUCAUCAAGGUGCUUCCUCUCUUGAUCAAGAUGCUUCCUCUCUUCAUCAAGAUGCUUCCUCUCUUCAUCAAGAUGCUUUCUCUCUUCAACAAAUGCUUCCUCUCUUCUUCAAAGUACUUCCUCUCUUCAUCAAGAUGCUUCCUCACUCCAUCAUGCAGCUUCCUCUCUUGAUCAAGAUGCUUCCUCUCUUGAUCAAGAUGCUUCCUCUCUUCUUCAAAGUACUUCCUCUCUUGAUCAAGGUGCUUCCUCUCUUCAUCAAGAUGCUUCCUCUCUUCAUCAAGAUGCUUCCUCUCUUCGACAAAGUGCUUCCUCUCUUCUUCAAAGUGCUUCCUCUCUUGAUCAAGGUGCUUCCUCUCUUCAUCAAGAUGCUUCCUCUCUUCAACAAAGUACUUCCUCUCUUCAUCAAGAUGCUUCCUCUCUUGAUCAAGGUGCUUCCUCUCUUGAUCAAGAUGCUUCCUCUCUUCAACAAAGUGCUUCCUCUCUUCUUCAAAGUACUUCCUCUCUUGAUCAAGAUGCUUCCUCACUCCAUCAUGCAGCUUCCUCUCUUCUUCAAAGUGCUUCCUCUCUUGAUCAAGGUGCUUCCUCUCUUCAUCAAGAUGCUUCCUCUCUUCAACAAAGUACUUCCUCUCUUGAUCAAGGUGCUUCCUCUCUUGAUCAAGAUGCUUCCUCUCUUCAUCAAGAUGCUUCCUCUCUUCAACAAAGUGAUUCCUCUCUUCUUCAAAGUACUUCCUCUCUUGAUCAAGAUGCUUCCUCACUCCAUCAUGCAGCUUCCUCUCUUCAUCAUGCAGCUUCCUCACUACAUCAUGCAGCUUCCUCUCUAA